Trifolium pratense (red clover) is the source of this 2713-nucleotide messenger RNA. Its product is annotated as putative phospholipid:diacylglycerol acyltransferase 2. Gene Ontology annotation, cellular component: cytoplasm. Lineage: Eukaryota; Viridiplantae; Streptophyta; Magnoliopsida; Fabales; Fabaceae. The transcript has 6 exons. Gene Ontology annotation, biological process: lipid metabolic process. The record is from RefSeq and is a predicted model, not a curated record. Bases 196 to 2082 code for a protein of 628 amino acids.
AUUCCACGUGAAGUCAUAGAAUAGAAACAUGUGUGACUAAACAGAGUAGUGACAACUAUUAAAUUGCAUCAACAUUGCAAAACAAGUGUCAUAUCAUAUAGAUGGAAAAUUAUGAAAACAUCAAAAACCCCACAAACAAAAAACACCCUUUGGUUUAAUCAUACCAAAAUUGGUUUCAAUUGAUGAAAAAUUGAAAUGGAAAGAAAGAGGCAAAGUAGAGUGAAGGAGUGGAAAAAUUGUAUUAAUUAUUGGUUUUGGUUAGUUGGUUAUGUAUGUACAAUUUGGUGGCUUUUUUCAUUUUUGUAUCAAUUUUUGCCAGCUACAUUGAUUGGAUUUGAAGCUGUAGAAUCACCUGGAUUGAAGUUGAAUAGUGAAGGGGUGAAAGCACUUCAUCCUGUUGUUCUUGUGCCUGGUAUUGUUACUGCUGGAUUGGAACUUUGGGAAGGGAGACCUUGUGCUGAUGGACUGUUUAGAAAACGUUUGUGGGGUGCCACUUUUCCUCAAAUGCUUAAAAGGCCUUUAUGUUGGUUAGAGCAUCUCUCUCUACAUAAUGAGACUGGUCUGGACCCACCAGGAAUUCGAGUCAGGGCAGUUGCAGCUGACGAUUUUGCUUCUGGUUAUCAAGUUUGGGCGGUCUUAAUAGAGAAUUUGGCAAGAAUUGGUUAUGAAGGGAAGAAUUUGCACAUGGCUACCUACGACUGGAGAUUGUCUUUCCAAAACACCGAGAUUCGAGACCAAAGUCUUAGUAGAUUGAAAAGUAAAAUUGAGCUUAUGUUUGUAACAAAUGGCUAUAAGAAAGUGGUAGUUGUGCCUCAAUCUAUGGGGGCUAUUUAUUUUCUCCAUUUCCUAAAAUGGGUUGAGACACCUCCUCCCAUGGGAGGUGGUGGUGGUCCAGGUUGGUGUGACAAGCAUAUCAAAGCAAUCAUGAAUAUCAGCCCGGAAUUUCUCGGUGUUCCGAAGGCAGUUAGCAAUAUAUUUUCAGCUGAAGGCAGUGAUGCUGCAUUUGUCAGAGCCGUGACUUCUGGCGUUUUAAAUUUCGAUUACCUCGGACUUCAAACAGUUGAGCAUGUCUUGCGGGUUUGUAGAACUUGGGAUUCAAUCAUCUCAUUGAUGCCAAAGGGAGGUGAAACCAUCUGGCGUGACUUGCAUUGGGGUCCUAAAGAAGGGAAUAAAUAUGAAAAGAGGGGACAUGUGAAGUACUUUGUAAGUAACAACACUUAUAGCUGCGCUGAUAUGCAAAACAGUCUCAACGUAAAAGAACCUAUAAAUUAUGGAGGAAUAAACUCUGUUAGCAAGGCCGUCUCACAGUUACUUGCUUCACUUCUUUCUACACUUGAUUCAGAAUCCGAGGAUAUUUUAUCCAACCGUAUUUCCACUACUUUUAACUUAACAUGUGAGAAUGAGAUGCGUAGAGAAUGCAUCCCAAAUGUUGGUAAAAGAAAGGCAACAGGAAGAACCGAUCUUGAUUUACAUAAUUUUGUGGCUCCGAAAAUGAUGAAACGUGCCGAUGCUCAUUUCUCUCACGGUAUAGCAGAUAACUUAGAUGAUCCUAAAUACACACAUUACAAAUACUGGUCUAAUCCACUUGAAACCAAACUUCCUGAUGCUCCGAAUAUGGAAGUAUACUGCCUAUAUGGUGUCGAAAUUUCGACUGAAAGAUCAUACGUACCCAAGCUGUCCCUUUCUGACAAGUACAAGCAUAUUCCUUUCCAGAUUAAUAAUUCAUCUGAUGUACAAAACGGAACUAAAUUACAAAAUGAUGUUUAUUUAGUAGAUGGUGAUGAGCGUGUGAAUGUUGUAAGUUCAGGGUUCAUGUGUGCCAAAGGAUGGCGCAGAAGAACUCGGUUUAAUCCUUCGAGCAUGGCUACAUAUAUAAGAGAGUAUCAGCAGAAACAACGAGGUAGUGUUCUUGAAGUGAGAGGUCUAGAGAGCGGAGCACGUGUCAACAACAUUAUGGGAAACGUUGCAUUGAUUGAAGAUAUUUUACGAGUUGCUGCUGGAGCAACCGGUGCAAAUAUUGGAGGUGAUAGGAUAUUUUCAGAUAUCGUGAGGAUAUCUGAGAGGAUUAGUCUCAGACUAUGAUUAUGUUCAAUAGUUGGAUUUUCUUGCACGGUGAUACAAGGUAUAUAAGAAAUCUACAAGGUUAAUGCCGAAAUCGAAUAUAAGCUGUUAAGAUUUCUGAGAUUCCUCCCCCCUACUUUGAUGUUCUUGUUGGUAGGAUUCAAGCACAGGCUAGAUGCAUCAACCUUGAUCGUAGUCAAAUGGUGUUUCAAAUAUAACGAUAGGGACUUCGAUAUUAUGAGGUGUGCAAGUCGCACAUCGAAGAGUAUAAGGAUGCUCGUGGAGUAUUAGAACUUAGUUGGCUUGGUUUUUUUUUUUUUUUUUUUUUUUUUUUUUUUUUUUUUAUCUUUUUCUCCUAUGAUAGUUAGUUUUCAAAUUAGAGUUCUUGAAGUGUUUGGAUACUUAUUAUAGAAAGUCAAAUAUAUAAUAUAUGAAGCCUAAAUUACACAAAAUUAGUGUUGUUAUAUUUUUUUGGUACAAAAAUUAGUGUUGUUAUUACACCGUUGCAAUUGAAGUAAUCAACUACCUGGAAUUGUACAUUGUGUAAAUCACAAGCUAUCUAUGUCUUUUGAAAUUUUUUCAGGAUUUGUAUAUGUUAUGUAAUGUACAUAAACUUACAAAUAAUCUAAUAAAUUUUUUACUUUUGAUUGAA